AUGGCUGCAAUGUCAGCGGUAAUUAUGGGCGCCUGCUACCUGGACCAGGGACAGGUGGCACUUAAAGAAAUUGCUAAGGCUGCUGAGAUGUAUCUCUACAAAAGUCAUCCCAAUAGCCCUGGGAUUCUACCAAGAUUUCAGCUUCUUGGACAGGGAAAAUCUAUUUUCAUUGAUGCCGGAGGAUAUAGUAACCUCAGGCUAAUUGGACAAACACAUAAAGCCCAGAGUGAAAUUGCCUGUAUCAUUUGUCAAAACUAUUUUUCUCAGUCAGUCACCAUGGACUGUGGACAUAAUUUUUGCUUAGAAUGUCUCUCUAAGAGCUGGAGAGUUGAAAGCAUACCUUCCUCUUGCUCUAAAUGCAAGCAAAUUUCCCAAAUCAGAGAAUUCCCAGCAUCCAAUGGGAGACUGGAAAAGCUAACUGACAUUGAUAAGCAGCUCAGCUCCCACAGUUUGCAGAGUUCUGAAGGACCAAGAUGUCCUACCCACAAAGAAGUCCUCCAGUACUUUUGUGAGGAGGACCAGAUAUUGCUCUGUUUAGCUUGCUGCCAAAUGCCAGAGCAUGAAUCUCACAAACUCUCUCCUAUAGAAGAGGCCACUCACAAUUACAGGAAGAAGCUACAGAAAAUGCUAAGUCAUGUGGAGAAGGAUUUUGAAGAAACUAAGAAACUUCAUUCUCAAAAGGAAGAGGUGAAGACACCUUUUAUUGACUGGGGUCAGAUGAUUGCAGGAGAAUAUUACAGACUAUACAGUUUCCUGAUAGAAGAAAAAUCUCAGUGUCUGAAAAGAGUAGAAGAAGAGCAGAAGAGCAGAAAAGACAGAAUAACCCGACAUAUCCAAAGCCUUCAGGAAACCAUGUUAGAGCUGCAGGAAUCAAGUCAAAAGCCCCAAAUUGAUCUGUUACAGGACCUCAGGGAACUGUUGAAAAGAAGUGCCUCAGUGUUGUCCCAAACACCUGAGACUGUCGUUCCAGAGCUGAGAGAAUAUCCCACUGCCUGGAUAAUAGAUGUGCUCAACAAGUUUAAAGUGGAUAUCAGAGUGCAUCCGGAUUCAGAAAGUUCCUAUGUAACUGUUUCUGAGGAUCUGAACAGUAUGAGAGCUGGACAAGGCUGGAAGGUGGAGUCCAACCAACCUGAGGAGUCUGUUUGCCAUUAUGCCUUUGCUGAGCAAGUCUUUACCUCAGGGAGACACUAUUGGGAGGUAGAUGUGUCACAAAUACCACAGUGGGCACUGGGGAUCUAUAGCCCACACUUGGAAAGAAGAAGGAGGAAGAAUCCUAUUUCAUGUGCUUCCAUGUUCUUGCUUCGCUGUGUGAAGAAGGAAGAUCAUUACAUAUUUCAAAGUUAUCCCGAAUCAUUAAACCAUCGAGAGAAAGGUCCUGUGCCCAGAAUUGGGGUGUAUCUAGAAUACAGUUCUGGUACUGUCCUCUUUUACAAUGUUCUCCAAAGAUCCCUUAUUUAUAGAUUCUAUCCUAUUCUAUUCAAAGAGACUGUCAGACCUGUCUUUUCUCCUGGUCCCCCAAUUCCAGGAACAAAAGCUGGAACCAUGACGAUCUGUUCAAUAGAUUCUCAUCUUUGUGCCUGCUGCUAUUCAUUGUCUUGA
Sarcophilus harrisii (Tasmanian devil) is the source of this 1599-nucleotide messenger RNA. Its product is annotated as tripartite motif-containing protein 43-like. Gene Ontology annotation, molecular function: zinc ion binding; protein binding. The transcript has 3 exons. NCBI's taxonomy places the organism in Eukaryota, Metazoa, Chordata, Mammalia, Dasyuromorphia, Dasyuridae. The record is from RefSeq and is a predicted model, not a curated record. The coding region runs from base 1 to 1599 and encodes 532 amino acids.